UCCCCGCCCCGCUUCCCAGGCCCGAACCCCUCCCCCACCUCCCUGUCCGAGCCGCGCUCCCCGGACGGAGCCGGCUUACCGCAGGCCGAGCUGCGCUAGGUGCGGGCCCGGGGCGUGGCGGGCGUCGCGGAGCGCCAGGUGCGGCUUCCGCGUCAAUAUGGCUGUCGCCUGCCGCGUCCGAGCCUGGCCCCCGGCGCGCCGCCGCCUUCCCGCCGGGGACCCGCUGCUGCUCGUCGCCCUCUGCCUCCUGUGCUGGGCCCCGGCGCUUGUGGGCGCCGUCCCCGAGCUCGGGCUCUGGGCGGCUACGGUCAACGACAAAUCAGGACCUUUGAUAUUUAGGAAAACUAUGUUUAACUCUACUGAGAUCAAGUUUUCUGUUAAGUCAUUCAGUUGUUCCGGGCCUGUAAAGUUUACCAUACAGUGGUAUUUGAAGUAUUAUACCUGUGACAAUGAAUAUCCUACACUGGAAGAGCUGUCACAGAAACAUGACAGUGUUAAUGAAGACUUUUGUGGUCAUUAUUUCGAGAACAAGGAAUGUUGGACAACAAAAAAUGACAACUUAGACUGCGAUAGUGACUCGCAGGUGUUUCCCUCAUUAAAUAAUAAAGAACUAACAACAAAUAUCAGAAAUGUUUCAAACCACGAAGGAUCAAGGGAUGUUAUAGCCAGAACACAGAGAGAUGGGUUUCAUAUCUUUAUUGUUUCUAUUAAAACGGAAAAAACAGAUGCAAAGUGGAAUUUAAAUGUUUCUCUCUCUAUGAUGGGACCUCAUGGCUAUAUCUCUGCAUCAGAUUGGCCUCUUAUGAUUUUUUACAUGGUGAUGUGUAUCGUUUAUAUUUUAUAUGGCAUACUCUGGCUGCUGUGGUCUGCCUGUUAUUGGAAAGAUAUAUUAAGAAUCCAGUUCUGGAUCGCAGCUGUUAUUUUCCUGGGAAUGCUCGAAAAAGCAGUUUUUUAUUCUGAAUACCAAAACAUCAACAGCACUGGGCUAUCAACCCAGGGUUUAUUGAUAUUUGCGGAGUUGAUAUCUGCGAUUAAGAGGACAUUGGCACGCCUCCUCGUGAUCAUUGUGAGCCUGGGUUAUGGCAUUGUGAAGCCUCGUCUAGGAGCGGUCAUGCACCGGGUGAUUGGACUGGGGCUUCUCUACUUUGUCUUUGCGGCUGUUGAAGGCGUGAUGAGAGUCACCAGGGCAGAUGACCCUGAUCUUGUGCUGCUGGCCAGCCUGCCGCUCUCUCUCCUUGACUCUGGCUUGUGCUGGUGGAUCUUUAUAAGUUUGGCACAAACUAUGAAGACUCUAAGGCUAAGAAAGAACACAGUGAAAUUUUCUUUAUACAGGCACUUCACAAAUACUCUCAUCUUCGCUGUACUGGCUUCUGUAGUGUUUAUGGUGUGGACAGUUAAGACGUUUAGAAUUGCAAAAUGUCGAUCAGAUUGGAUGGAACGCUGGGUUGAUGAUGCAUUUUGGAGCUUCCUUUUUUCACUUAUUCUUAUUGUAAUAAUGUUUUUGUGGAGACCAUCAGCAAAUAAUCAAAGAUAUGCCUUCAUGCCCUUAAUAGAUGAUUCUGAUGAUGAAAUUGAAGAAUUCAUGGUGACAUCUGAAAAUUUAACUGAAGGAGUAAAAUUGAGAGUCUCAAAAACGGUUUCCAAUGGAACAGCUAAACCUGCAACUUCUGAUAAUUUUGAUGAAGAUUUGAAGUGGGUGGAAGAAAAUAUUCCCUCUUCAUUCACAGAUGUUGCUCUUCCGGUGUUAGUGGAUUCAGAUGAGGAAAUCAUGACCAGGUCUGAAAUGGCAGAAAAAAUGUUCUCUUCCGAAAAGAUAAUGUGAUUGGAAACCAUAUAAAUGAAACCUAGUUAACGGUGAAGGAGUGUCCUUCCUCAAGACUAGAAGAGAGGCUUGCUUUGAUAUAGGGCAACAAGUUUUUGUUCCAUUUUCUUGGAAAUCUACGUGUUAAAAUUAAGAAUUCAGACGGUUGGAGAGUUCUGCAACCCUUUUAAACUGACUCUUGAAUGUCAGUUUAAGGUCCAUUAAGUUGCCUGGACUUGGAAAUGCCUGAGAAAAGUAUUAUGAUAAAGGUAUAUGCCCAAAUGUCAUUUGCUGAUGGGUGGCAGGUGUGUGGAUUUGGGUUCUCUGUUUUGUGGAAAAUAUGGCAAUUCCAGAUUUAAAAUUUUUUUACAUAAAGCACUCCUACUGUCCUUCUGCUGACCCUUGAGAGAGACAAUGUGAUUCUUCUGAAGCGCGGUCAAGCAGUGUCUCCAUCUCUCGGGUUUGUGGUUACUUGAUGCAGCAGUAAUUUUCUUUGCCUUAUACUGAAGUGAUUCGAUAAUAAGUAAAACUUGGUUAAUGGUG
This is a messenger RNA of Equus quagga, 2344 nucleotides long. It is a transcript of the gene TMEM87B, whose product is annotated as transmembrane protein 87B. The record is from RefSeq and is a predicted model, not a curated record. The coding region runs from base 158 to 1822 and encodes 554 amino acids. Gene Ontology annotation, biological process: retrograde transport, endosome to Golgi. Gene Ontology annotation, cellular component: membrane; Golgi apparatus. The transcript is spliced from 19 exons. NCBI's taxonomy places the organism in Eukaryota, Metazoa, Chordata, Mammalia, Perissodactyla, Equidae.